AAAUUUUAUGUUAGACAAAGGUUUCUGUUGUUUUUAAUACAAGUAUCUACAGUACAAAACGUUACUACAUUAUGUACUUUUGUUGAUCGAAUUGAAUUUAUUAAUAUUUAUAUUUGUAUUACAAAAGACAAAUGCCUAUUUUUAGAUAAUUUAAAUACUUAAAAGUCACUACGAUGGAUGACGACAAAUUUGCUUUGGUGGAAAAAAUCUUACUGGAUGUGGAAAAUGUUAUGUCGAAAAGUGCUGAGUUAUGUGCUUUCGACAUAGUUCCGGUGGACUCUAAUUUUCGGAAUAAAUCUCCUAUCCUAUAUUUAGAAAACUGCUUGGGAUUGGAGUCCUGGUGUGUGAAACAUGUUUACAUGUACUGUUAUUCAGAAAUUAUGGAUAAGUUUUUUUCUAAAUCUAAACGGAAAGCGGUUAAAAUAUCUACAGUCAAUUCCGAUAGACUUGCUAGGUUACUUAAUUUGACCUUAUUAAUAAACCCUGAAUUAACGUCAUUUUGGAAUAAAAGACGUGAAAUGGUAGUCAAAUCAUUUCUGUACAGUGCAUCAGAAUUACUAUUUACAAAGUUGGUCUUAUCUCGUAAACCCAAAUGUAAUGAAGCCUUUGCACAUAGACGUUGGAUCUUGGAGAUCAUUCUUAAAGGUGACACAUUGCAGGCAGACAAUAUAGAGGCAUUAGUGAAUGAUGAGUUACACAUUUGUGAUCUUGCUGCAGAAAAUAGUCCCAAUAACUAUCACAGUUGGAACCAUCGCAUUUGGUUACUCAACAGACUACAGCAAGCGAAGCAAUUCAACCUAAAUUUACAAUACAUCAAAGAGUAUGAAUAUUCUGAGCGGUGGUCAUCAAAACAUGUUUCUGAUUAUAGCUGUUUUCAUUACAGGCAGUAUUGUAUUAAAAAUAUAUUCUCUAUUAGCAAUGAAAACUGGGCCACCCUCUAUGGUAGUGCUUAUGCAGAUUUAAGAAAAAGUUUUGUUCAAUUAUUGGCUUCAAAUUUCCCAAAGGACAAAACAAUCCAGGCAUCACAAGAGGACUUGGUAACUUAUACAGAAGAGAAUUUAAUCAAUCUCUUAUUAGGUUGCAAAGUUAUAAGCUGCAGCUGUAAUGUAGAUAAUGUCUUACUGUGUAGAAAAAUACAGGUAUUAUUCUCCGAGUUAGUAUUAAAUAAUGAACUGCUAAGGUUUUAUAAAUACCAUGAAACAUUAUGGUACCACAGGCGUUUCAUUGUUCAUGAAAUUGUUGCUAUCAUGUAUGAUUAUUUUGAUGUGGUCAGACAAAAUGGAGUGUUAAUCAAAAACUCUUGUGCCAUUUGUAAUGUUGAGGAGUUGAGACAGAAACAAGCCAAAAUUGUGAAAUAUGACAGUAAUUGCAUUUAUUCGCGUGUUUUGUUUAAGAUUCUAUUAUGUCAUGAAAAAAAAUUCAUUCAGGAAAGAAGAAAUGAUGGAGAUAAUUAUGCGGAUCGCCAUGAAAAGUACCUGAAAUUUGUAGAAGGUCUUAACUAUGUCAUGUAAAUGUAAUCUGUAAACUCAUGUUUGUAUUAUAUUUAAUGCUAGUGAUAAUAUAUUGUAUUCUGAAGAUGUACAUGAAGUGAUUUUUUGAAAUAUGUAACAAACUUAAUUACGGUUAGAAUGUUUAGGUCGGCGGUGAUUUGGAAGCAUUUUAAUGUGAAAUAUAAAAAUUCAUUGCAUUAUAAUUCAUGUCAAAUACAUAUAUAAUUUUUCUUGACUUCAAGUUGAAGAAAUUGUAAAGUAUGUACUCAUAAUAUGAUAAAUUUAAUUGUAUCUGAAAUUUACUUACAGUUAUAAAUUGAUAAAAUCAUUAAUGAGGUAUUCCCGCGAGCUUGACAUUUAUAAUAUUUUAAUUACAUUCAGACAAUUUGUAAAUUUUUAAUUUUCAAUAUUCAUAAGUCUUUAAAAGACAGAUCAUAGUGAUUUAAUCUGUAUAUUUUUUUAUGUACAUAAUAUCUACAUAUGUUUCACAUUCUUAUUCAUAUUUUUGAGGGUUUGCAUAUGAAAAUAUAAUCGUAAAGGCAUAAUAAAAUUCCAUCAUAUAUUGAAGGUAUACAGUAGUCAUAAGUAGUAAUACCGCAUUUGCCUCAGGCAAUUAGAUAUAGUGUUGUAUAUCUCCAAUCUGCUAUACUGUUGAAUAUGGCCUUCUAGUGUCACGACUCUUGGUACUGUCUACUCCGAAAGGGCGAAAGACGUGAUACUGUUUAUUUUUAUGGAUCUGAGGAAUAUUAAAAAAUUAUAAACUAAAUAAUGAAAUUCGCAUAUAUUUAGACUGUGCAAAUGCAGCUUGUUUUUUUGAAAUUGUUUAUUGCACAGAUAUCGCAAUCUAAUUUUGUAGUUUUAUGACAUUCUACAAAGACCGUGAACAAAUCAACGGUAAGAGGUUCAUUCUCAUAACACCCGUUCAGCCGUUACUGAGUCUCGCGCGCCUGUGAUCGAAAAGUCUCAGGUUCGAAUCGUUCUCGUGCCACAUGAGUUUGUAUACCAGUCUUACGCAUGCAAGUUUUCAUAGGCCACUUCUUGUUUCCGGUCAGGGAAAACAUUGUGAAGGUUCGUGUUAGACAUAGUGUUUAAGGGACUGCCGGCCACUACAUGUAGUGGCCACCAUGGUGGUAGUCGUAAAAUGAUGUCGGAUGCCUUUAGGCCACUUGAAUAAAAUCUGACAUUGUAUUACCAAUAUCACACACUCGAUAAGAAAUUGUUUAUUAUUUUAUUUAUAGAAAGGUAAUUAGAAGGAUAAGUGUAUAGAUAUUAUUUUCUGGUUUUAUUUGUUAUCAUUGUUGUAUUUCGUUUAAAUAAAAUACUUUUAAUUUUAA
This is a messenger RNA of Plodia interpunctella (Indianmeal moth), 2824 nucleotides long. It is a transcript of the gene temp, whose product is annotated as tempura. The transcript has 3 exons. The record is from RefSeq and is a predicted model, not a curated record. Gene Ontology annotation, cellular component: cytoplasm. NCBI's taxonomy places the organism in Eukaryota, Metazoa, Arthropoda, Insecta, Lepidoptera, Pyralidae. Gene Ontology annotation, biological process: protein prenylation. Gene Ontology annotation, molecular function: protein prenyltransferase activity. Bases 174 to 1511 code for a protein of 445 amino acids.